AUGACAACCUAUUUGGAAUUCAUCCAACAAAAUGAAGAACGAGAUGGAGUCCGAUUUAGUUGGAAUGUUUGGCCAUCGAGUCGAUUGGAAGCUACAAGAAUGGUCGUUCCAGUAGCAGCCUUAUUUACACCACUGAAGGAGAGACCAGAUUUGCCACCCAUUCAAUAUGAACCUGUUCUCUGUAGUAGGACCACUUGCCGUGCAGUCUUGAAUCCUUUAUGUCAAGUGGAUUAUCGAGCAAAACUCUGGGCUUGCAACUUUUGUUAUCAAAGGAAUCAGUUUCCACCGACUUAUGCUGGUAUAUCUGAACUGAAUCAGCCUGCUGAACUUUUACCUCAGUUUUCUAGCAUUGAAUAUGUAGUUCUGCGUGGUCCUCAGAUGCCUUUGAUAUUCCUCUAUGUGGUUGAUACUUGCAUGGAAGAUGAAGAUUUACAAGCCCUGAAAGAAUCUAUGCAGAUGUCACUAAGCCUUUUACCACCUACAGCUUUGGUUGGCUUAAUUACUUUUGGGAGAAUGGUGCAGGUUCAUGAACUUGGAUGUGAGGGCAUUUCAAAAAGCUAUGUCUUCAGAGGAACAAAAGAUCUGUCUGCCAAACAACUUCAGGAAAUGCUGGGGCUCUCUAAGGUACCAGUUACUCAAGCAACACGUGGUCCUCAGGUGCAGCAGCCACCUCCUUCCAAUAGAUUCUUGCAGCCAGUACAGAAGAUAGACAUGAAUCUCACAGACCUUCUGGGAGAACUUCAGCGAGACCCCUGGCCUGUACCACAGGGAAAGAGACCUCUGCGUUCCUCUGGGGUGGCACUUUCCAUAGCUGUAGGACUCCUUGAGUGUACUUUUCCCAACACUGGUGCUCGUAUCAUGAUGUUCAUUGGUGGUCCAGCCACUCAGGGCCCUGGAAUGGUGGUUGGAGAUGAACUGAAGACGCCCAUAAGAUCAUGGCACGACAUUGAAAAAGACAAUGCCAAAUAUGUCAAAAAGGGAACUAAGCAUUUUGAAGCAUUGGCUAAUCGCGCUGCUACCACUGGUCAUGUAAUUGAUAUCUAUGCAUGUGCAUUAGAUCAGACAGGUCUCCUGGAGAUGAAAUGCUGUCCUAACCUUACCGGAGGAUACAUGGUAAUGGGCGACUCUUUCAACACUUCUUUAUUCAAGCAGACCUUUCAAAGAGUUUUUACCAAAGAUAUGCAUGGGCAGUUUAAAAUGGGCUUUGGUGGUACAUUAGAAAUAAAGACCUCAAGGGAAAUAAAGAUUUCAGGAGCUAUUGGACCCUGUGUGUCUCUCAAUUCUAAAGGACCCUGUGUGUCUGAAAAUGAGAUAGGAACAGGUGGCACUUGUCAGUGGAAGAUAUGUGGACUCAGUCCCACUACAACCUUAGCCAUAUAUUUUGAAGUGGUCAAUCAGCAUAAUGCUCCAAUUCCUCAAGGAGGGCGUGGUGCAAUCCAGUUUGUGACUCAGUAUCAGCAUUCAAGUGGGCAGAGACGUAUACGAGUGACCACCAUUGCUAGGAACUGGGCAGAUGCUCAAACUCAGAUCCAAAACAUUGCUGCAUCUUUUGACCAGGAGGCAGCUGCCAUUCUUAUGGCUCGGCUGGCAAUUUAUAGAGCCGAAACUGAAGAAGGUCCAGAUGUGCUUAGAUGGCUAGACAGACAGCUCAUCAGACUGUGUCAGAAGUUUGGCGAGUAUCACAAAGAUGAUCCAAGUUCCUUCAGAUUUUCAGAAACUUUCUCUCUUUAUCCACAGUUUAUGUUUCAUUUAAGAAGAUCUCCUUUCUUGCAAGUUUUUAACAAUAGUCCUGAUGAGAGUUCAUAUUAUCGUCACCACUUUAUGCGUCAAGACUUGACCCAGUCUCUCAUCAUGAUUCAGCCUAUUCUAUAUGCUUAUUCUUUUAGUGGACCACCAGAGCCGGUUCUUCUUGAUAGCAGCAGCAUUCUUGCAGAUCGUAUUCUCCUCAUGGAUACGUUUUUCCAGAUUUUGAUUUAUCAUGGUGAGACCAUAGCUCAGUGGCGCAAGUCAGGAUACCAGGACAUGCCAGAAUAUGAAAAUUUCCGCCACCUUCUGCAAGCCCCAGUGGAUGAUGCCCAGGAAAUCCUUCACUCCAGGUUUCCAAUGCCGAGAUAUAUUGACACUGAACAUGGGGGCAGUCAGGCUCGUUUCCUGCUUUCAAAAGUUAACCCCUCACAGACUCAUAAUAAUAUGUAUGCCUGGGGACAGGAGUCUGGAGCACCGAUUCUUACAGAUGAUGUUAGUUUGCAAGUGUUUAUGGAUCACUUGAAAAAACUUGCUGUGUCGAGUGCUGCUUGA
This is a messenger RNA of Rangifer tarandus platyrhynchus (Svalbard reindeer), 2298 nucleotides long. Lineage: Eukaryota; Metazoa; Chordata; Mammalia; Artiodactyla; Cervidae. The record is from the annotation of a GenBank genome assembly.